This is a messenger RNA of Alnus glutinosa, 1801 nucleotides long. Its product is annotated as UDP-glycosyltransferase 84B1-like. Lineage: Eukaryota; Viridiplantae; Streptophyta; Magnoliopsida; Fagales; Betulaceae. The transcript has 2 exons. Bases 94 to 1527 code for a protein of 477 amino acids. Gene Ontology annotation, molecular function: UDP-glycosyltransferase activity. The record is from RefSeq and is a predicted model, not a curated record.
CCCACGAUAGCCUAAAACGUUUUCCUUAUAAAUUACAACUCCACCUAUCAUUACUCACCACACCCGGCCAAUUUCCCUUUUAUCUGUUGAAUCAUGGCCUUGAAUCAUGAGCAACAAGAAGAAAUUCAUGUGCUAAUGGUGGCAUUCGCCUCUCAAGGCCAUAUCAACCCUUUGCUUAGACUAGGAAAUCGCCUUGUCUCCAAAGGCCUCCACGUCUCCCUAGCCAUCACUGAAGUAUUUCAGCAUCGUGUGGCCAAUGCUUCCUCCUCCACUACCGCCAAUUCCAUCGCAGGAAUCCAACUCCUAUUCUUCUCCGACGGCUUCAGCGUCGACUAUAACCGUGGCAGCAAUCUUGACUACUACAUGGAGACCCUGGGCAAAGUCGGACCGAUUAACCUCUCAAACCUUAUCAAAGAUCAUUUCCAUGGUGGUAAAAGAAAACUCUCUUGCAUCAUCAACAAUCCCUUUGUGCCAUGGGUGGCAGAAGUUGCGGCGGAGAAUCAAAUUCCAUGUGCCAUGCUGUGGAUUCAACCUUGUGCUCUCUACGCCAUUUACCACCGCUUUUACAACAACCUCAACCCCUUUCCUACUCUAACAAACCCAGAAAUGAGUGUCGAUUUACCAGGCCUGCCAUUGUUGCAGACACAAGACCUACCAUCAUUCGUUCUUCCUUCCAAUACAUUUGGGAGUCUUCCAAAGCUGAUCGCGGAGACGUUCCAAAACAUGAAGAAGCUGAAGUGGGUACUUGGUAACUCCUUCUACGAGCUUGAAAAGGAGCUCAUUGAUUCCAUGGAAGAGCUCUGCCCAAUACGGCCCGUUGGUCCUUUAGUCCCUCCUUCACUACUUGGGGAGGAUCAAAAUCUUGAUAUUGGUAUUGAUAUGUGGAAGCCCGAGGAAAGCUGCAUGGAGUGGCUCAACCAUCAAACACCUUCUUCGGUUAUCUAUAUUUCCUUCGGCAGCCUUAUCAUGUUAUCUGAUCAGCAAUUUGAGAGCAUUGCAACAGCCCUAAAGAACAACAACCAUCCAUUUCUUUGGGUGGUAAAGGGUUCAGAAAUCCGAAGGACCUCAGAUGGUACCGGAGGAUUGCCAUCGGAGUUUCUGGAAGAAACAAAAGACCAAGGAAUUGUCGUGCCGUGGAGCCCUCAAACAAAGGUUUUAGCCCACCCGGCUGUUGCAUGCUUCUUAACGCAUUGUGGGUGGAAUUCCAUGCUGGAGGCCGUAGCGUCUGGCGUGCCAAUGAUUGCAUAUCCACAGUGGACAGACCAGCCUACAAAUGCAAAGCUUAUUGCUGAUGUUUUAAAGGUAGGUGUGAGGCUUCGGCCGGAAAGCAGUGGGGUCAUAACAGCCGAGGAAGUAGAAAAAUGUAUCAAAGAAGUUAUGGUUGGGGCUAGGUCAGAGGAAUUUAAGAAUAAUGCAGUGGAAUUCAAGCGGACGGCUCGGUUGGCGUCGGCCGAAGGCGGCUCCUCAGAUCGGAAUAUCCAAGUUCUUGUGGAUGAGAUUGUUAGCAGUUGUUCCACGGGUGUUUGAUGUGUUAAUGGCGUGUAGUGCAAGUGCAUGCUGUCGGCCAUGAAAGGCAAGUUUAGGUUAGCGGUCAUAAAUUCGUUGAUAAUAGAUGGGAAAUUAAGUUUUGUCCUUGUAUUAUGGUCUUUCCCGUAACUAUGGUAGGGCCAUUUACAAAUAAACGACAAUGAUAUGAAAUAUGAAUCAAUUGGGACUAUUAAGAAUAUGCCGUCAUGGUUUUGAAACUUUUUUCCUUGUGUUGCUUAUUAGAAAAAUAAUAGAAACUUGUUUCUUUAUGUCA